UUGACAUUUCUCGUUUGACAGAAGUCAAACAAAUACCAAAACAUUGCGGUUUCGUUCUUAAUCGUAUCAAAAUUAUUUAUCAUUUGAAUAAUAGUUUUAGUAUAUGAUGACGGACUCUGACGAUGACUAUAUGUCGGAUAAAAUCCUCAUGGAGUGUAAUGCCACCGGUUCAGAAGACGUUCGACCGGGUCUUUUAUUCAACAGAGGUCUGAAGAGGGCCCAUGAAUUACAUAAAAAGAAAGAGGAGCUUAAAGCCAAGAAGUUCAGACCUCUCAAGCAAAUCGAAAAAGAUGUGCGUGAAGAAGGACUUGGUACAGCAAUAUCCGCAGACAAUAAGGGCUUCAAAUUAUUAGAAAAAAUGGGUUUCAAGCAAGGAGAAGGUUUGGGUAAAUCUGGCGCUGGUCUCAGAGAGCCGAUUAACAUUGUUGUCAGACAAGGUACUUCUGGACUUGGAAGGGAAAGUCACCAACAAGAGAUUUGGAACAGGAGAAGGGAAAUGAAAUCCAAAAAGAUCUGUGAUCGGGAGAAUAAAUUUCGAAUUACGAAUAGGGAGAAGAAGCGCUUACAAAUACUUAGAAGCGAUUUCUUUAAUGCUCAAAGAGUAUGCGAAGAAUUAGACUAUAGAAUUCAUCGUUCCGAUCCUGUUGAAGACUUUUAUUGGACAAAAAAAACUAUUAAAAAAAAACGAAAAGAAGAAAGGCAAAAUAUAAUCCAAGAUGAGGAAGAGGAUGAAGAUAGUGAUGAUGAAGAGUUUGAAACUCAAAUCAAUGAAGAAAAUCUAAAUGCUAUCAUCAAUUACUUGAGGAAUAAACACCUGUAUUGCUUGUAUUGCAUAAUGACGGGUACUAAUGAUGAGGAUCUUAGAGAAAAUUGUCCUGGGCCCUAUAGAAUAGAUCAUGACCCAGAGUACGAUUAGAUUUAAUUUCAGUUUAUACUGAAGUAAAGGUUCAUUUCAAAUAGGGCUAAAGUGGAAACUAAUAAUGUAACUGACGAAACAGCAAAUUACUUCUAAAAAGUUGACAUUCUCUAGAAUAUUCCUUAUUUUUUUGAGCCAAACUAAUUUGAUUUUCAUUUCUCUCAGAAUAGAAAUUGGGUUUCAUCAUCUGAUUUGAAUUAUCACUUCGAAAGCAGUUGCAUUUACAAUAGUUAUUUUUUCUAGUCUGCCAUCAAAAUCUCUGUGUAUGUUAAGUAUACACAGUAGAUUGAACUGAUAUUUUCAGAAUGAUUUCUCAUCGUAGUGCUAUUGAAAAGACCUGCUCUGUUAAUUAAGUUAUUAGUUUGAUAAAUUAUAUUUUAUGUUGCAUGAUCUUGUUACUUAAUAGUGUACAUAAUUAUAUUUUUCUUUGAACCAAACAAUAAUCCAGUUUGUACCUGAUGAACAUGGUAAUAAACUCAAUUGAGAUCUA
This is a messenger RNA of Coccinella septempunctata (seven-spotted ladybird), 1406 nucleotides long. Its product is annotated as G patch domain-containing protein 11. The transcript is spliced from 3 exons. The record is from RefSeq and is a predicted model, not a curated record. The coding region runs from base 104 to 916 and encodes 270 amino acids. Gene Ontology annotation, molecular function: nucleic acid binding. Lineage: Eukaryota; Metazoa; Arthropoda; Insecta; Coleoptera; Coccinellidae. Gene Ontology annotation, cellular component: kinetochore.